AUGGAAAGCUUCUCAAACGUGCCCUGCAUGAUGUGUAAGACGGCUGGUGGCGACCAGGACAAAGGCAGUCGAGCAGCCGAAGGGCUGGGGCAGGUUGACGGCGAUGCAGCCAGCACUGGAUGGAGACGACAUGAGGCGUUCGUGCGUGGACCACCAGCAAAGCCUCAGCACGCAUCACUCACGCAGCAAGGCAGGCUGGCUCCUACGUCUGCUGGCGAGGCGGGUCCAGCGUGGGUUAGAGACGGCACCGGCCGUUCUUCGGUCGUUGACGUAGGACGCACGCGUGAAGGCGUGGAGAAGGCACGACACGACGCUGGGCUUCUGGAAGGCGUGGGAGGAGUGGAAGGACGGGCGGACAUCUUCAUAAAGGCGCCUGUCCGUCGUCGAGCAGCGCCUCGAGCCAUUGCCCACUCACCCUGCCCUCGCCCGCCCGCCGCAAGCACCGUGGAUCGCUCCUUCCGUCGUCAGACUUGCACCUUCCGUGACAGCGACGCAAGAAGCACUCUAGCGCGCCUGCACCAUUGGCCGCAUCUGCCAGGGAUACGACCGAACCAAGUAGCUAAGGCUUCGUCGCAGCGACUACGCCGUCACCGCCUGCCGCCGCGAGCAUAUAGCCCGCCCGUGCCCCGGACGUCUGCCCGCCAACUCUGCCCCGAGCAUCGCGGCCGCAUUGCUACUCCUGCCCACUGCUCCCCGUCACCGCGAUCCUGGAUUCCCACGAGACGUCGCCGCCGCCCCUCUCGCACUCGCCCCGCGAAAGCACCGCCGCCAGCACUCCGCCAGCACGCGAGGUCGCGGUCGAGUUCCAGCCCGUGGCACCGCAAGCCGCACGAGCUGGUGGCCAGCCGCCUGCCCGGCCAGGACCUGCUGUUCGAGGACGCCGGCGACUGCACCCUCCCGCUGUUCUCCGACAGCCCGCCGCCCCACGGCCUGCUGCACGCCAUGGCCCAAAUCGCCUCCCCCAUCGACAUCCAGACGCCCCCGCGCUUCGGCUCCCACUCCCCGCAGAACCAGACGUCCAACCUGACUUCGGCCCUGCGCGAGGCCGAGGCCAACCGCGACCUGAGCGCCACCCCCCACCAGCACCACCAACAUGGCGGCCUCGACUUCUCGCGCGACGCCCGCCCGAGCAUGGGCGACCGCCAGAGCUCCAUGAGCAACAUGCUCGGCUCGUCCUUCUACGGCAGCGGCGCCCGCCCCAUCUCCAUGCGCGACCGCCCGCGCCGCGAGAGCCAGAACAUGGGCAGUCUUGGCGGCGGCAUGAGCUGGGGUGGCGUCUCUGUUGGCGGCGGGUCCUGGCUUCGUGAUGACAUCAUGAUGGCGGGUACUUCUCCUGCACCCUUCAACAACCAAUCGCCAUCCUACCACUCGUCGUCGUAUCUCCCCAAAAUGGAGGCUGCCUUUAUGAAAGACUUCACGUGCUGCGGCCUCACCCUGGCCUCGCUGCACGACCUGCUCCAGCAUUUUGAGGAGACGCACGCCAACGCGCCCGCCUCUCGCACCUCACAGCCCGCACAGAACGGCCUCCCCACCACAUCGGGCGCCCCGUCGAACUCAAUAGCGCCAGGCCAGACACAGGGCGAGCCCGCCAUGAACACGCAGCACGGCUUCCAUCCCCGCUCGGGAUCCAUAGGAGGCUCCCGCCAGCGCCUUGGCUCAGUCAGUCGAUCCAAUCUGUCGACCGUGCAGGACGUCGACUCGCUGGAGGACAUGGACAUGGAGAUGGACGGCAUGGACUUCGACACUCUUGCCCCUAUCGACGAGAUGCCCACCCAAUUCCCUGUCCAGCCGGCUCAGUUCAACCAGAGCCAGCAAUUGCCACAGCUGAACGUCAACCUCGCCAACACGAUGCAGCACCAGGGCCUGCGCACAUCGACACCCACCACCCCAUCAGCAUCGCAGCAGUUCGGCCUCCAGAACAACCCUACGGUCUCGUCCGUCAACACCCCCACCCUCGGUACAGUGUCGAUGCAAAAUACUCACAACCUGACUUCACCCGAGUCUUCGCAUCCCGGCACGCCAGCAGAACUGGACAUGGACUUCAACUUCAAUCCGAUGAUGGGCAUGGAUAUGGGCAUGGGUAUGAACAUGAACAUGAACAUGGGCUUCAACAACAACAACUUUGGCAUGUCUGGGUUUGACAACAACGGCACCAUCGACCAGCCAGGGAAGCGUCUUUUCAGCAAGCAGGGCGCCGGACUCACCCAAACACAACUUCAGGCAGCACUCAAGAACUACCAGCUUGGUGGAAACGACCAGAGCGAGCUUGCACGGAGAAUGCGAGAACAGCAGCUUCUGAAUGGGGCCAGCAUACCACAGUUUCCUUUCCCCGAGGAGGUCAAGCCAUUCAAGUGCCCAGUCAUUGGCUGUGAAAAGGCUUACAAGAACCAAAACGGUCUUAAGUACCACAAACAGCACGGCCAUCAGAACCAGCAACUCAAGGAGAACGAUGACGGUUCCUUCUCUAUUGUCGACCCUCUCACAUCCAUUCCCUACCCUGGGACUGUGGGUAUGGAGAAGGAGAAGCCAUAUCGUUGCGAGGUCUGUGGCAAACGCUACAAGAAUCUCAACGGCCUCAAGUAUCACCGCUCACACGCGCCACAUUGCAAUCCUGAGCUCGCGCUUCAAAAGCUUGGCCUUGCUGGCAAUCUUCCAAAUCUCCAGAACCUGCAGAAUGCAAACGUUGCAGGCGCUGGGAUGGGCGGGAUCGACCCAGCAUCGAUAUUUUAA
Messenger RNA from Dothidotthia symphoricarpi CBS 119687, 2730 nucleotides. RefSeq lists its product as uncharacterized. NCBI's taxonomy places the organism in Eukaryota, Fungi, Ascomycota, Dothideomycetes, Pleosporales, Dothidotthiaceae. The transcript is spliced from 7 exons. Gene Ontology annotation, cellular component: nucleus. The record is from RefSeq and is a predicted model, not a curated record. The coding region runs from base 1 to 2730 and encodes 909 amino acids.